UUUUUCAUAAGCAAUUAUAAAAUUUUUUAAGAACUACUUUGUUCUUUGUGAUCAAUCGAAAGGGAUAAUAGAAAGAAAAUGUUUUUUGUAUACAAACUGAAUUGACGUUCUCUGAUAAGACGGCGCACGAUCAGCUGUUUGUGAACUAUUGUGAAUAACAACAAAAUUAUUUGCUAUUGGAUUAUUGAAAUAUUAAAACCAUUAGUGGAACAGCAAGUGGAAGGAAGCAUCGUUAGCCCCAGAGAAGGAUCAAACGCUCUAAGGAAAUGAAAAGACGUGUUAUUGUAAAGAAGUUGCAUAAACGGUAAUGCUUUGGCUAAAGCGGUGGAGAAUUAAAAAGAUGUUUUAUUUUUAACAUUACAUCAGAUUUGUGCUUGUCAACCUAUACCUACUAUGUAUGUAGAUGUUACCACUAAAACAAUUUUCUACUAACAAAUAUAUUUGUAUAUAUUACUGCAUCUUCAUAAGUAUUAUUUGCGUCUGAAUAUAUAAAUAUCCAGCUAAUUGAUACAACGAUGGGCGUGGAGAAAAAGAUUACGGCCAACAAUUCUAAAAGGUCCAUUGAUGAUGGUUCGCCUUUAAAAUAUACGUACACCGGCCGCAUGUUGGAACUAAUUGAGGCUUAUAAUGUUGCCGUACAAAUUUUAUAUCCAAAAUACCCAUGGUACAUAUUUCCAGGACAUCUGAUCUGUGCAAUUUAUAACCGAUACAUGAAAUUUUACAAGGGUAAACAUCGUUUGGUACCGUUACCAAAUGCUUUAUACGAACUUUUAAUUGGCAAAGAGCUUAUAAAAACGGAGCACAUUGCCUUCGCAUCACAAGAUCUCUGUAAUGAGUAUGUAGAAUCAACAGAUGUAAAUUUUGUCAAUUUGAUUAUAAAUGCCGAAAGCGCUCUACAUAGCACAUCCACAAAGACUAAUGCGAAAGCUAAGAGUUUGAAUCCUGCGUCUGACGAUGUCAUUAAGAAAAUGCUUAGCAGUGCACCGCAUACAAUUGUCGCACAGAUACUGCCAACUGUUAACAGUCAAUCGAAUUGUAUAUUUGUUAAAGAGAAUUUCUAUUCUAAUUUAAUGGAUCGGUUUCGUGUCACCAACGAUUGCAGCCAUCGAACACGGUUCUGGGUGCAUUUAGAACAUUUAAACGAGGAUCAAACGAUUCCAAGCAUAGCCAGUAAAGCGCACAUUUAUUUGUUAAACAGUCCAUACGAUUUGCCUGCCGAAGUGUCCGAGUUAAUACUCAAUAAUUAUUUCAACACGCCUCGACUACUGCACCGUGGACACACUUAUCGUAUUGAGGUUGAUGCUCAACUGGUCGGCACUGCUGCGUAUGCACAUUACUAUUUAAUUUUCGCUUAUUUGAAAUGUGUUUAUUUCCGAUGUGCACAUCUUGAGGUAAAAGGCAAUGAUUUUGAGAUGCAAGCGAUUGUUGCUAAGAAUUUCACCAACCUGGUGCAAGUGCCACACACACAUCACUUUCUACCACGACAGCUUUUGGACAAUAUAGCAAUUACGGAAAAUUAUCCCACUGGCCUGAGACGUACAUAUAAUUUGCUACGGAACUCAAUUGAUGCUUUUUUGCCCAAGAAGUCUGCAUGUUUGUCCUCCAAGCAUAUCUAUCCGCUAUUUCUCUUGCAAGGCGAUAGGGGCGCCGGUAAAACAAAACUAACGAAUGCAAUUGCUCAGGAAUUAGGACUACAUGUGUAUGGCGUGGACUGUGCUGAAAUAGUAUCACAAGUGCCAUCUCAUACAGAAAUGAAAUUAAAAGCUGUUUUCGCCAAAGGUAGCAUUAGUGAACCACUACUUAUAUGCUUUCACAAUUUCGAGAUAUUUGGCAUUGAUAAUGAGGGAAAUGAAGAUUUACGUUUAUUAUCCGCAUUUCAAGUACAAAUUCAAGAACUUUUUGCACACGAUCGCAAGCACCCAAUUGUCAUUGUCGCUUUGACUAAUGAAAAAUUUCUCAAACCCAUGAUUCAACGAAUUUUCUUGGAAGUUAUACACUUGGAGACGCCAACCAAGGACGAACGCUAUAACAUUUUGUGUUGGUUACACACGCGUGAAAUGGUCAACCAUAAGAUUUUCAAUAAAAAGGAGAUUCCAUCUCUACCACUAUUCAGUUUAGAGCAGCGCGAUCGCUAUAUGACACAAAUCUCUGAGAAAUGGUUGAAUGUUAAAUCACUUUUGCGCGAAGUUGCUGACAAAUCACAAGGUUUUUUACUGGGUGAUUUGGAAAUGUUAUAUGAAAAUGCAAUCCGUGCAUUGCGCAAAAGUCGAGAGUAUAAAUCCAACUCCUGCCUUAAGUUAGUGCACUUCUCCACACAUCUUAGUGAAAUGCAAAAUUCGUUUGCAAAUAGUCUUGGUGCACCUAAAGUACCCAAAGUACUUUGGUCUGACAUUGGUGGACUUUCCAAAAUUAAAGAUGAGAUACAGAGUAGCAUCGGUUUACCAUUGAAACACAUGCAUUUAAUGGGUAAGAAUUUAAGACGUUCGGGCAUAUUACUUUACGGUCCACCCGGAACAGGCAAAACAUUGGUUGCCAAAGCAGUUGCGACUGAAUGCAAUAUCAGUUUUUUGUCAGUGCAGGGGCCUGAGCUACUAAAUAUGUAUGUUGGACAAAGUGAACAAAACGUACGUGAGGUAUUUGAACGCGCUCGUUCAGCAGCACCGUGUGUACUAUUUUUAGAUGAACUUGAUUCAUUAGCACCUAAUCGCGGAGUUGCUGGUGAUUCUGGAGGUGUUAUGGAUCGAGUUGUAUCACAACUACUUGCCGAAAUGGAUGCUCUGGGUGAUGCUACAAAACCAGUUUUCAUCUUGGCUGCCACAAAUCGACCCGAUCUUAUUGACCCAGCAUUACUGCGUCCAGGUCGUUUUGACAAGCUUUUCUUUGUUGGCCCAUGUUCAACAACCGGUGAUAAAGCUGCUGUUCUCCGCGCUCAAACGCACCGUUUUAACUUAGCUAAAAAUCUUGAUUUAAAUGACAUUGCUGAAAAUCUUAAAGGCGACAUGUCUGGUGCAGAUUUAUAUUCGAUUUGUUCGAAUGCUUGGUUAUCAGCAGUUAGACGUACUGUUGAUAACCAUCUUAAAGAAAAUACGGGUAUUGCUGCUGAACUUCUUGCAGCUGAUAGGGUGCUUGUGGAGAUGGACGAUUUUACGAAAUCUUACAGCAAAUUUGUACCGUCAAUUAGUAAAAGUGAUUUGGAUUAUUUUAAUCAAUUGAAAUCGUCAUACGGUGUAUAAACUUUUGUGAAUAUUGAUUGGUUCAUUUUAUUUAUUAAAUAUGGUUCAAUUUGUUAACGUUCAAUAAAAA
Molecule: messenger RNA, 3303 nt
Organism: Zeugodacus cucurbitae (melon fly)
Lineage: Eukaryota; Metazoa; Arthropoda; Insecta; Diptera; Tephritidae
Gene: Pex6
Product: peroxisomal ATPase PEX6
Exons: 6
Coding region: 516-3233 (905 amino acids)
Biological process (GO): protein import into peroxisome matrix
Cellular component (GO): cytosol; peroxisomal membrane
Molecular function (GO): ATP binding; ATP hydrolysis activity
Source: RefSeq, a predicted model, not a curated record